Messenger RNA from Striga asiatica, 624 nucleotides. NCBI's taxonomy places the organism in Eukaryota, Viridiplantae, Streptophyta, Magnoliopsida, Lamiales, Orobanchaceae. The record is from the annotation of a GenBank genome assembly.
AUGGAACUCUUGGUUUGCUGUCCCAAGCCUCUCUCGCCUCCAGAAGAUGAGGGCAGUAUCUCCGCGCCAAGACUUCUACCUGCUCGGCAAACGGCUUAUGCCCAUUCCGCCCCAAAUGCAAAGCCAUCUGAUUCCAACGCUUUCGGCACACAUUCCCAUCCCUGCCCUCAACAACACCAUCCCAGUCCACAUCCUCCACGCACGUCGCGUCCAGGCUAUAAAGCCCACCAAUCAGGCGGUAGUCGUCUGAGUCGGCCCACACGCCCUGGGACACCAUGGACGAGGUCAGCUGGUUGUACCACUUAUUACAGCAAUGGUCCUGAGAGCGGGUUGACAGCUCAUACUGUCACGCAGCAUCCCGCACUUGGACUUCUUCACUUUCCAAAGCUUCGCCUGCAGGUCAAUGUUCACGAGGUCAAACAGUUUCUGGUACUCGUCCUGAGACCAGUGCCCUUUCUUGCGGUUGACCAAUCUUAUCCUCAGCCAGGUGUUACACACAUGUCUCUUGUGCUUGCCGAGCUUGUCAGCCAGCUUCUUCCAUUGGCUACCGUGCUCCUCAUAGAACUUGAGGACCUCCUCGUACUCUUCCUCAGUCCAUUUGCGAUUCUCAGACCUGUAGAAUAG